Messenger RNA from Zophobas morio, 2853 nucleotides. Its product is annotated as tonsoku-like protein. Bases 292 to 2853 code for a protein of 853 amino acids. Gene Ontology annotation, biological process: double-strand break repair via homologous recombination; replication fork processing. The record is from RefSeq and is a predicted model, not a curated record. NCBI's taxonomy places the organism in Eukaryota, Metazoa, Arthropoda, Insecta, Coleoptera, Tenebrionidae. Gene Ontology annotation, cellular component: nuclear replication fork. The transcript has 27 exons. Gene Ontology annotation, molecular function: protein binding.
GGCCUCGCCCAUCGUUGGUUGUCAACUUGUACUCUCUUUCUUAAGCAGUAUGAUGAUUCUGUUUACCAUUCGCAAGAAUAUUUGAAAAUUUCAGAGGACAAUCCUUUAGAAUACCAAAGGGCUUUAGUUACAUGUGGAAACGUUUACUUUGAACGUUCUCAGUAUGCUAUUCAGAAAUUAAAAGAGGAACCUCAAGAUUGUCUUGACGACCUUUCGAAAGCUCAAAAUUAUUAUGAGCAAAGUUUGCGAAUAAUUAGUGAAGUGGGAGCUUUACAACUUGAAAAAAACGAAAUGUAUGCAGUCUCUUAUUUGAAUCUCGUGAAUGUUUUUGACUUGAAAGGGAAGGACGACGAUAUUAUCAAAGUUGGGACUGAAGGACUUCAGUAUGCUGUUAAGUCAAGAGCAAAACGUGUUAAAGUUAAUUUAGUAAGAAUGGUCGCUGUGGCGCAGUUUCGUCAACGUCGUUAUAAAGAUGCGCUCAAAUCCUUUACAGAUUUAUUGGAGUGGGCCAAAGAUCUCUGCGAUGAUUCGAUGGAACUUUUUGCUUAUGACAAUUUAGAAGCGGUUUAUUAUAAACUUGGAGAACGAGAAAAAUCUCAGCGAAUUUGCGAGCAAGCAAUGAAGCGCUGGAAGGAAUCAAACAGCAUUGCUAGUAUGUUCGAGCAGCGACUUGAAAAGAGAACUCGCCAAUCACGGUUGGAAGUUCAGAUAAAACUUAACAAGAUUGAGCUAUUAAAAGACGAUCUUACGGAUGAAAAAAAAUACAAAGUUUUAGAGGAAAUCGCUGAUUACCACGUGGAGUUAGAAAAACCGCAAAAAGCGCUAAAGUUUUAUUGGCUACUUUUGAAGCACGCAAACUUGAUGGCAGAAAAAUGUGCAAGCUCUGUUUCUAAUGAUAAAAUGUUCGAUAUUUACUAUUCAUUGGCGGAAACGCACUUGGAUGUCAAGGAGUACAGUGAGGCCGUUAAAUGCGCAAAAAUAGCUGUUGAGUGGUCGAAAAAAAUGUCCCAAAGUGCUUUUUUUAACGCGAUGGACACUCUUAUUAGAUCCCUGGAAUUUAGCGAAGAGUCUAAGGAAACUCUAGUUAAAGCACGUGAAGAGCUUGUUAUUGGCGCAGAGGCCUUUUUAGAGGGCGUAAAAGAGGAGGAGAGCAGUUUAUUAGACGAUGUGCUACGAAUGAUGAAAGAAAAUUUAAGAAAACUUGUUGUCCUCGUGGAUCAUGUGGAAAGUUACGACAAAAUAAAAGCAUUUGAUUAUUUGGAUCAACUUGAUGCUAUAAAACAAAAAUAUCCCGCUUAUUUUACUGAUGAAGAUGAAACGGAAGAGGACGAAUUGUUUACUUCGGAAGAAGACGAGUUUUAUGAAAAGUCAGAGGAUGAUAAACCUGAAGAUCAUAGGGCAACUGCUAGAAUUCUCACGGAUUCCAAAAAGUUAACUAAAAGAAAUCAGUUAGGCGAGACUUUACUACAAGUUGCGUGCAUAAAAGGGAGCUUUUCUAAAGUUAAAGAACUACUAGAGGAAGGAGCCGACGUUAAUGCUUAUGACCAUGCGGGCUGGACACCCUUACACGAAGCGGUCAAUCAUGGAUGGACAUCAAUUGUUGAACUUCUUCUUGAGCAAGUCGAUAUAAAAGUAGAUUCCGCAGAUAAUGAAGACGGACUUACGCCCUUGCACGAAGCAGCCUCUACUGGCAAUUUAACAAUCGUGAAAAUGUUGGUGGAAAAAGGUGCUUCUUUAACAGCUCUUACGAGACUCUUCCAAAGGCCAAUCGAUUUGGCAGAAAAUGAAGUAAAAGAAUAUCUCAAAGCUGCCAUGCGGGAAAGAAACUUAUCUAUUGAACCUGUCAAACUUUCACGAGAAAAAAAAGUUCCUGUCGCCUCCUUCGCUGGACCAAUCAAAGCGUUUAGUCGAGAUAAAGUUAUAGCAGCUUAUGAAAAAAUAGAAAAAAAGUAUGAAGAGCUGGACAAGGAAGGUUUAGAGAGCGACAUGGAAGAGGGAGAGGAUGAGGAUGAGGAUUGUUAUUAUAGCGAAAUGGAGGAGGAUGGGAAAGAUAAUGAAAAAAGCGAAGAAGACGAUAUAAUUGAUCUUCAGGAAAGUGAUAAUGAUGAAUGCAAUAAAGGGCGUAGAAAAAUCUCCUCUUCCUCGAAACACGUGGCUUCUCGGCGUUUGCUAGUACAUCGGGUUGUUGGGGUCGGCAAGGUCGCAGUAAAAAAAGUGAACCGAGAGUUACCUCGGAAAAGCGGGAAUUUUAUCAAACAUAAGAAGUCUUCAACUGCAAGUGGCGCUAGAAAAAGUUUGCUGACUAUUUCUUACAAAAACUGUCAGUUCGCUGCUGGUAAAGAUAAAUUGGAGGUUUCAGCAAAACAUGAAAAACUGUUUUAUUAUCAUGACUAUGUCGUUCAGCUUCAAGGUAAUUAUACUAAUACUGAAACUCUUUAUAAAGACGUGGAACAAAACUUUUUAAGUAAAUACGGCCUUCGGCUCACAAAUCUCAAAAUUUACGCAAGAAAAAACGAAGGACUGAUAGAGGAAACCAAUCAACUUUUGCACCAUAAAGAAUUUACUGUCUCUUGUGCUUCGGUAUCUUAUGAAGAACUAGCUGAACGCUACAAGAAACUUAGCAAAGAAAAAAAACUUGUGUUCAACGAUGAACUUUACCAUAUAUUAGAAUUAGUUAACGAAUAUGGCUCGCUUGAAUGUUGUUAUGUUUCUUUUAAUGAAUUGGAUUUUGCGCGGUUGAGUUUAACAGUCGUUUCCCAUUUCGAUUGCUUUAUUGCUUCUUUGGAACAUAUAAAAACUUUGAAGGUGUUCUUACUAAUAAACUGCUUUAGUUAUGCAUUAAUAUAUUUGUAG